Molecule: messenger RNA, 579 nt
Organism: Plasmopara halstedii
Lineage: Eukaryota; Oomycota; Peronosporomycetes; Peronosporales; Peronosporaceae
Product: ribosomal protein s4
Exons: 1
Coding region: 1-579 (192 amino acids)
Biological process (GO): positive regulation of translational fidelity; translation
Cellular component (GO): cytosolic small ribosomal subunit
Molecular function (GO): rRNA binding; structural constituent of ribosome
Source: RefSeq, a predicted model, not a curated record
AUGCCAAAGAUCUCGCGUCAUCGUAAUUAUCGUAAGACGUACCGUACGCCAUCACGUGCGUUUGAAAAAGAACGUUUGGACCAAGAACUCAAAUUGCUUGGAGAGUACGGACUUCGUUGUAAGCGUGAGAUUUGGCGAGUUCAAUACGCUUUGUCCAAGCUACGAAAGGCUGCGCGUGAACUUUUGACGCUUGACCCGAAAGAUCCCAAGCGUCUUUUUGAAGGAUCAGCGCUUUUACGUCGUUUAAAACGCUUUGGAAUGCUUGCUGAAGAUGAGAAUGAACUGGAUUUUGUUUUGCGUCUUAAUGUGCAAAAGCUUUUGGAACGUCGUCUGCAGACAAAAGUUUUUAAGCAGAAUCUUGCCAAGUCCAUUCAUCAUGCUCGUGUCUUGAUUAAGCAACGUCACAUUCGUGUGGGCAAACAGCUUGUAGACGUUCCUUCGUUCCUUGUGCGUAUGGACUCGGAGAAGCACAUUGACUUUGCUGUCACGUCUCCUUACGGCCAAGGACGUCCUGGUCGUGUCGCUCGUCGUCGUGCUGCUCAACGUGCUGCUGCAGGUGGCGAAGAGGAUGAAGAAUAA